AUGAAUAUCAAUUUAUACCUUUGGGGAUUAUUAUCCCUCUUGUUCUUGUUCCCGAAAUCCUCUUUUCAAGAAUCAUAUAAUCCUCCACCAGUUCCAAAUCCUAGGUUGCAAAGUGCCUUCAUAGCCCUCCAAGCAUGGAAACAUGCCAUCACAGAUGACCCUAAAGGCUUCACUUCAAACUGGAAUUGCCCUACGGUUUGUAACUACACAGGAGUCUACUGCGCGCCGGCCCAGGACGACCCUGAUGUAACCACCGUUGCCGGGAUUGACCUAAACCAUGCUGGCAUAUCUGGUUCAUUGCCUGAAGAGUUAGGCCUCCUUACUGACCUUGCUCUCUUCCAUAUAAACUCAAACAAGUUCUGUGGAACACUUCCGGCUAGUUUCCGUGAUCUUCGUCUUCUCUAUGAGCUUGAUGUAAGCAAUAAUCUUUUUUCUGGUGAAUUCCCUUCUGUUGUUCUUUGCCUUCCUUCACUCAAAUUCCUCGAUAUUCGAUUCAAUAAGUUCUAUGGGAAGGUCCCUUCAGCACUUUUUGACCAGAAACUCGAUGCCUUGUUCAUAAACAACAACAAUUUCAAAUUCACUUUCCCCAAAAAUCUUGGCAACUCUACCGUUUCAGUCAUUGUCCUGGCCAACAUCAAUCUGCAGGGGUGUUUGCCUCCAAGUAUAGGCAAAAUGGCAAAAACCCUGAAAGAAAUCAUUCUCAUCAACACUGGAUUAACUGCUUGUUUGCCAGAAGAAAUCGGAUUGUUGACAGAGGUGACAGUUUUGGAUGUUAGUUAUAACAGUCUUGUUGGGUCACUGCCAAAAUCUAUGGGGAACAUGAAGAGUAUUGAGCAGCUAAAUGUCGCGCACAACAAACUUUCGGGUGAAAUUCCAGACAGUAUUUGUUCCUUGCCGAGGUUGGAGAAUUUCACAUACUCCAAUAAUUACUUCUGCGUUGAAGCAAAUUCAUGCCUCAAGUUGAAAGAUAAAGAUGACAGGAAGAACUGUAUACCCUAUAGGCCCAAACAGCGAUCAGCUGAGGAAUGCAAAGCCUUUUAUUCACAUCCUGUGGACUGUAGUGCUUUUGGUUGUUUACCACCACCUCCACCACUGUCUCGGCCGCCGCCACCUCCUCCUCCUCCACCGUAUUAUUCUUAUCAUCAUUAUCCAUGA
Fraxinus pennsylvanica is the source of this 1155-nucleotide messenger RNA. The record is from the annotation of a GenBank genome assembly. Lineage: Eukaryota; Viridiplantae; Streptophyta; Magnoliopsida; Lamiales; Oleaceae.